This is a messenger RNA of Thermothelomyces thermophilus ATCC 42464, 1941 nucleotides long. RefSeq lists its product as uncharacterized. The coding region runs from base 1 to 1941 and encodes 646 amino acids. NCBI's taxonomy places the organism in Eukaryota, Fungi, Ascomycota, Sordariomycetes, Sordariales, Chaetomiaceae. The transcript has 5 exons. The record is from RefSeq and is a predicted model, not a curated record.
AUGACCUCCCUCUCUGAGACUGAUUCACCUGCCACGCGAAGAAAUCUCUCCAGAUCCGUGGCUGAGUUCUUCUCCAAGCUAAGACCCAGUAAGCGACCGGAGCGUGGUGGUACCUUUCGGCCGACGACAGAGGACUUCGAGGCGCACCAGCCGGUGGAACCGGCGUCGCCAGUGCUCUCUCGGAGCUGCGAAAGGAAGAGCCCCAGCUCCCUAAGCCGUCACGACCCGGACACGAUCCCGGCCAGCCGUUGGAACACGCCCACCACCCCGCCUCGGAGGGCACGCUCGCGUGACCUCCUCGUCGCACGCCGCGCCCUCCGCCGACGGCGUCAGCACACGCUCAUCUCGAGCGGCGACUUCCUCGGCGUCACUGGCGCGAACCCUUACACGGGCGAGCCCGACGUCAUCACGCCACCCACGCCCUCCGACGACGCCAUCGUCACGACCUCGUCGUCGUCCUUAUUACCGCCUCCUCCACCACCUUCUCAUCUUGGAAGCGGCCACUUGGACCACCAACAGGUGCGGGACUUGGACAGCCUCGUGGUCGUUCCCGUGGAUCUCCGCCAGCUUUCCGAGGGCUGCAGAGCUCAACGAAUGUCCAGCGACCGGAUCCCGAAGUUGCACGAGUUGGGUUUGAUAGACUUGUCGAAAGGGAGUCAACCCUGCGUCGCGGACAGCCCCCGCGGCGGGAACGGCCUCAAGAUCAAGGGGCGUCCAAGAGAGAUCGUUCAUGGCCUGGGCCGGGCACUCCAAUCUGCUUGCACACGCACCACCACCACUACUGGCUUCGGACAGCGACACGAUCAGCCUCGCCACCGCACCACCGCCCAUCCUUGCGGCGCGAUGCGAGACAGGUGGCACGAAGCUCCUCCGGAUCUGGGAGCCUCGAUGCCCAAAGCGCACUCACAGUCAACAUCGCCCCCGUUCCCGACCACGACGCUCAACGACGUCUGUUUCACUCGGCCGGUUUCCCCCGGCAGCGUGCGACUGAGCGUCUGGCCGAAUCUCGACGGCCGGGAUCCGCGGAGAGCGACGGCAGCGGCAAUACCAAAGGAGGCGGAACGAUGCCGGGGACUGGGAAGUCCUUCCCUCCUUCCGCAUCUCGUACUCGAAGCAGGCAGCGAUACUACGUCGUCGUUGACCGACCAAGAGACGACAGUCCCCGUCCAGGGGCAUCAGUACUCCGCGACCGUCGGCCAGCCCGCAACAAGGGACGAGAAUCGCUCACCCCGACAACGAUAUUGGAGAAUGAGGGAAACGAUGCGCAAGCCGGCCGCUCCAGGGGAGACGAAUCUCGACGACGAAGUCGAUACCGGCGCGUCAUCACCCACGUACACACGCACGUCCAUAUGCUGUAUCACGGAGCAGCCUCGAACGUCGCGGUCAGCGAUACCACCACGGAAACACGGGAACCAGACGUUUGCGCGCGGCGCAGCGCGGACAGCCUUUGUCCAUUACGUAGAGACAACGACCACGAACACGACAAUAGUGCCGAAGCCGAUUUCGGCCCCGGGCAUCAGCUGUUGUCGUCGCCAGGGACGUGCAGCGGAAAUGACAGCAAAAAAACCCGACCACAUCGGAGAGGCGGCAGAGAGGGAGGGAAGGCUGGGGAGGUACAAGGGGGAACAGGGGCGGGGGAUUGUGAAAGGGAAGGAAAGAGGGAAUCGGGAAGCAAAGAGCAAAGAAGAGCAAAUGGAAAAGGGGGCAGACAUGACGAACAGAAAGAAAGGCACGAGCUCCCCUGAGGUCAAGUACUGGGCUCGACACGCGAUGGUGGUGUUGGCGAGAGUGUUGAGCGCGUACUGGCAGGUGGUGAGCCCCGUGUUUAACGGAGAUUCGGACCUCAGAAAACGGCUCGACAAAUCUCGGGCGACCCGUGGGGACGUGGUUGGAGUCGAAAGCCGUCCAGUGCCAGGAUUGCCGUCCUCGUCGGCAUCGUGA